Hemisphaericaspora subhashii is the source of this 903-nucleotide messenger RNA. RefSeq names its product ADP/ATP carrier protein (gene PET9). The record is from RefSeq and is a predicted model, not a curated record. Gene Ontology annotation, cellular component: mitochondrial inner membrane. Bases 1 to 903 code for a protein of 300 amino acids. The transcript has a single exon. Gene Ontology annotation, molecular function: ATP:ADP antiporter activity. Lineage: Eukaryota; Fungi; Ascomycota; Pichiomycetes; Serinales; Debaryomycetaceae. Gene Ontology annotation, biological process: mitochondrial ADP transmembrane transport; mitochondrial ATP transmembrane transport.
AUGGAUAACCAAUUCUUAAUUGAUUUCUUAAUGGGUGGUGUUUCCGCCGCCGUCUCUAAGACCGCCGCAGCUCCAAUUGAAAGAGUUAAAUUAUUGAUUCAAAAUCAAGAUGAAAUGAUCAAGCAAGGUAGAUUAGCCAAGAGAUACGGUGGUAUCGUUGAAUGUUUCAAGAGAACUGCCGCUGAAGAAGGUGUCGUUUCCUUCUGGAGAGGUAACACUGCUAAUGUUAUCAGAUACUUCCCAACCCAAGCCUUAAACUUUGCUUUCAAGGAUAAAUUCAAGCAAAUGUUCGGUUUCAAGAAAUCUGAAGGUUACUGGCCAUGGUUCGCUGGUAACUUAGCUUCCGGUGGUUUAGCCGGUGCUACCUCUUUAGCUUUCGUCUACUCUUUGGAUUAUGCCAGAACUAGAUUAGCUAACGAUGCUAAGUCCUCCAAGGGUGACGGUAAGAGAGAAUUCAAUGGUUUAGUUGAUGUUUACAAGAAGACUUUAGCUUCUGAUGGUAUUGCUGGUUUAUACAGAGGUUUCGGUCCAUCUGUUAUUGGUAUUGUUGUUUACAGAGGUUUAUACUUCGGUUUAUAUGAUUCUUUAAAACCUGUUGUCUUAGUCGGUCCAUUAGAAGGUUCUUUCUUAGCUUCUUUCUUAUUAGGUUGGACUGUUACCACUGGUGCUUCUACUGCUUCUUACCCAUUAGAUACCGUUAGAAGAAGAAUGAUGAUGACUUCUGGUCAAAAGGUUAAGUACGACGGUGCUUUCGACUGUUUCAGAAAGGUUGUUGCUGCUGAAGGUGUUGCUUCCUUAUUCAAGGGUUGUGGUGCUAACAUCUUAAGAGGUGUUGCCGGUGCCGGUGUUAUCUCCUUAUACGAUCAAUUACAAGUUAUCGUUUUCGGUAAGAAGUUCAAGUAA